CAUCCAUCCGCCCGCACAUCCUCCACGACGGACGGCGAGGGGAGAGGAGAGACGGUCGACGACGAAACAACAACACACGUUCGCACCGGAAUUGUAACCUCGGGGCAAUCGCCUCCCGAUCCGCCAGCGCAUCCUACCUACCACACCCAGGCCGCCCGCCCGUCCGUCCGUCCAUCUGCAAACCCCCGGAGGGCAGGGCAGCGCAGCGCAUCCAUCUGCCUGCCUCGCGACCCCUUUCUGGGUCUGGUGUCACAUCACCGCUCGCUCACCUUGGCGGCUCGGUGAAGAAGCCAAGCCCGCCAUCCUGUCAAAACGUGCCUGCUGACCAUUGCAGCCAGUUUCGCUCGGCGUUGCCGGCCUCCUCCACUUCGCCUGCUGCCCUUUCCCUUCGUCUCCGUAAUCACCCAGCAUCCAUCCUUGGGAGUUGCAGUUCCACCUUACCCACCUCGCAGCAGGCGCCAGCCAGCUGCCUGAGCCUGAGACCGAGAGCAGCACAGCACAGCACCGCGCGCGCGACCGGCCAGGCCACCCUCACGUCCGCUCUCAGGCACGUCUUAAAGGCACUGGAUGCCUCCAUCGUCGCAAACGCCAAUCCCCCUGUUGUCGGCUUGUUGUUUUUUUGUUUUUUCUCUUCUUUCGCCUGCCCACCACGCGCGUACCCCGCAAGCGAGUUCCGUCUGCCGUCGCCGUCGCGCCGCUAGAGAGCUCCUGCAGGAGUGACGUCUCAUCGUGUCAUCGCCUUCCCCAAAACUACCAGCGAGGCACGCAUAUACCUUGUUGAUCGACCAGAGCACUCAUCGUCGCCGCCGCAGCCGCCGCCACCACCACCACUAUCAUCGUCAUCGCCUCCCAGUCGCCAGCCAUGGCCGACCCUGCCUGGGUUGCCGCCUGGAGCUCGGGCGACAGGGCCAGCACCUGUCGCAUCAAGCAGCUGCCCCUCGAGGUGCUCAUCCGCAUCGCAAACGACCUCAUGACCCCGGACCUCUGUUCCUUUCGUCUCACCUGCCGCGCCAUCGAGCAGCUCCUCUACGUCACCUUCACCAACGAGUUCUUCACCCGCAAGCAGUUCAUGAUUGCCGACAUCAGCCUGCAGGCCCUCAUCGACAUCUCAAGGAGCAGGCUGGCCCCCCACUUGCGGCAUGUGCACAUCGGCCUCGACCGCUUCCCCGACAACUUCCAGCGCCCCCUGCCCGACGACGAAAAGGAGCGCAGGUUCCGGCAGCGCUAUGCCGACCACUUCAGUCUCUGGAGCACGGGCUGCCACCGAGACAUGCUGGUCGACGCCUUCAAGCACCUCCCCAACCUCGAGACCGUCGUCAUCCGCGACUACAACUCACGCAAGCGCACCAGAGAGGGCGCCCGCGCCGAGUGGUCCAGCUACGGCUCCUCAAGCAUCUUCCGCGAGACGGGCAUCCGUCUCAACCCCGCGCCCUCCGGCAGCUGGAGUGCCCAGGCCAACUUCCAGCUUAGCAGCCAGGUCUUCGCCCUCGUCACGCACGCCCUCGGCAUGGCCAACCCGCCCAAGAUCAAGGGCAUCGAGGUCAUGGCAAAAAUGGGCAACCAGCUGCGCGACUUUGCCUUUAACAUCCCCGCCUUCAGUGAGCCCAUGAUCCUGCCCGUCUUGCGCCGGCUCGAGAAGCUGCACCUCUCCAUUAAUCUGGGUUGGAGGGCCCAGAGCGCGCCGUGGACCCAGGUCGCCGCGACGGCGCCCGACACCAUGCUCCGCCAGUUCCUAUGCCAGUGCACCAACCUCAAGGACCUGCGCAUCAACGAGCUCCACGACUCACCCACGGCCAUGACGGACCUGCUCACCUGGCUCGCCGGAGACUCGGACACCCGGACCAACGGGCCCGAGGCCGGCGACGCGAGAGCUGGCGGCCCGUCGCUGGACACGCUUGAGCACCUCAGCCUCGGCUGGAUGAGCGUCCCGGUGGCGCCGCUGAUCAAGGUCCUGCGCAGGUUUGCUCCCUCGCUGCGCGGACUGGAGCUGUGGAAGAUGACGUUGGUCAUGCCGUUGCCGCCGGGGAGCGACCCCAGCGAUCCCCCUAGGGUCAUGUUUUGGACCGACUUCAUGAACCAGCUGCGGCAAAUACCGGGGCUGGAUCUGCGCCACAUCAAAUUCGGGGCCUUGAAACAGGCAUAUCUGCACCGACCGGAACACCACGUGUCCUUCAAGAACCGGGGCGUGGAGGCGAAGUAUACGGGGCCACACUGGAAGGACUUUGUCGACGAAGUGACCCCUUUGCUGGAUAUCAAGUGGCCGCGCAGGCUCACUCCCGAGAGCGAUGACUCGGACUCGGACGAUGGUGACGACGAGCUCGCGGCAUCGAUCUUGGACGAAGGCGCAUCGGAGGAACUCGACGGUGAAGACGACUCCACCACCAACAUUGAUGGAUGAAGCGCGUUCGGCGUUGCUAAUACUGGCGAGCAGACACGGAAUGGGCGGCGCUGCAGCACUUUCCACCAGGAAUGAUGCCGCCCGCGGCGGAGCUGCUGUUCCAGGAGCUUAUGGCGCACCAGGGGCCGGGAGAGCCUGAGCCUUACCUUGAAAUCCCCCUGGAUGAGGUGAUGCAGCACGAUGAAGACUUUUGGCCGUGGUAAUAUUGAUCAAGACUUGAUACAUGUGAAGAGGGACGAGGCGUGGCACGGGAAUGGGGAAGCGAUUGGUUGGGCGGGCGGCUAGGUGGCAUGUUCAACACCGCGAGGAGUUGCACGGACAAGGAUCCUCCAACUGGGUCGACAUCUGACAGGAUUCGGGUGAGCGACGCGCGCGUCACAGGGGAAUCAAGCGCUGGAACUAUAGAUGAGGGGCGAGUAUGUGAUGGCUAGCGUGCUGUGGCAUGCCCGAUCAACAAACCUAAUUGAUCGGAUCCCAGCUUUUUGAUUUGACACAUAGAAGGUCGCCAUUAUGGACGUG
Messenger RNA from Purpureocillium takamizusanense, 2917 nucleotides. RefSeq lists its product as uncharacterized. The record is from RefSeq and is a predicted model, not a curated record. The transcript is spliced from 2 exons. The coding region runs from base 863 to 2398 and encodes 511 amino acids. Lineage: Eukaryota; Fungi; Ascomycota; Sordariomycetes; Hypocreales; Ophiocordycipitaceae. Gene Ontology annotation, molecular function: protein binding.